Brachypodium distachyon (stiff brome) is the source of this 741-nucleotide messenger RNA. RefSeq lists its product as uncharacterized. The record is from RefSeq and is a predicted model, not a curated record. Bases 16 to 741 code for a protein of 241 amino acids. The transcript is spliced from 4 exons. Lineage: Eukaryota; Viridiplantae; Streptophyta; Magnoliopsida; Poales; Poaceae.
ACAGCCAGGGACAGCAUGCAACGUGACUGCAGAGAUUUUGCAAUGGCGCCCUCCCUUUGGGAUGGGACUCUGUCUAUCGACGACUUCAACGCCUCGGCGAAGGCUCUGAUGACCAAGUGGAGGGAGAUUGAUGUCGAAGAUUCUCUUCCAGACUGGACAUGGAAACCUUGCUGCACAAUGGGGGUGGCAUCUCAGGUAGAGGGGUUUCUAGCUCUCGAAGGAGUGUUUCACACUGGUGCAGGAAGCCAGACUGAGGACAACAACAACCUCAGCGAUGAAAGAACUGUAGAGCAUGAUACUUGGGUAAGUUUUCAGUUUCCAUUAGUAUUUUUUUGUCUAUGUUACCUGCAUAAGGGUACAUUACCAUGCUUCGAACCCCUGUCGUUUCAUUACGUUGGCCUGCAUUGUAGCGUUGUGGUCUACUCUUUUGGCCGAAGGAUUCCACUGCUGCUGCUGGUUAUCCGGCCACUGCCCCAGCUGAAGAUGACUCAUUGUUGCGUUUCACUGCCAUUAUGGUUGGUUGCAUGCGCUGCUUUUAGAGGGCAGCCUAUCGCUGUUGCUGGAGUUUGCUCCUCCGCUGGUGUAGGUUGCCCUAUUGCAUGUUCAAGUAGGCGCAGGUUUCCCGCUCCUCGGAGGUGCGAGCAAGAUCCAUGGCGUCCUCCAGGGUGGCCGGGAAUAUCAACCACAUGUCUCUCUGGAGUGGCUUGCGGAGGCCAGACACAAACAACUCCAGCAAAUUAG